AUGGUCAAAUCGUACGAUCGUUUUUUUCCGAAAAGAGUAUGCGCAUGAGCCGUGACCUGGAAGGAGCAGAAGUUUCGCCUGUGAUAUGGGGUGAACUUUAUGACUCGGUCGGCCGAUUUUCGAAAUCAUUGAUGGCGCCAUCGGAUUACAGAGCGAACGACGUUUUUCGAUUUUCGGAUGAAAAAUCGUUUGGAAUGCGACCCGUGUAUGGCCUGCCUAAGUCCGUAAAUGGCCUGUUUCACUUGCAUGGACGGCUCCUUUGAAGGCAUGAUGGAGGUUCACAGCAAUAGAUUCCAACUUUUCCGUUCCAAAUUAAAAAAAAAAAAAA
Staurois parvus is the source of this 328-nucleotide messenger RNA. Lineage: Eukaryota; Metazoa; Chordata; Amphibia; Anura; Ranidae. The record is from the annotation of a GenBank genome assembly.